AUGAUUAAACUGAGUUAUACUGACACCCGAUAUUAGUAUUAGUCCACUUGACAGCCGCUGAUCAACAAGAACAAAACAUGAAAUGGAUUGACAUUUAUUACCGUUCCUGGGUUAGUAAAAUGCACAAAUAAAUUCACUCGAAAAUCUAGAAACUUGGUGAAAAAAAUCAGUGUAUUUCACUGACUACUUUCAAAAAGUCAUCUAGAUUAAUUGAAACUUUUCUAUAAGCACAUUUACACUCUAGUUUUUAUAUAAUUUCAUAGUUGCGUUGAUAUUUGACACUUGUGAAUUGAUCCACGAAAAUAAAAUGGCGGAGGAUGGUGGUAAAGUUGAAUUAAAAAAUGAUGAUACGGAAGGCAGCAUAAAUGAAAAUGAAAAUGAAAAUGAAAAUUUUGAAAUAAACGAUGACCAUGAACUGAAUGUAGGAUACAUAGAAGAAUAUUCAUACAUAGCCAGAAAACCAGAAAAUGGAACUGUACCUCAAAAUAUUUUAGAAUUUUUUCAUUCGUAUGCAUAUAAUUGUCGAAAGUAUUUCAAUCUUUGCGUAGCUGAUACAAAUACUAUUAUCUUUGCUUCUGGCAAUUUAAUUCACUUUUUCAAUGCAGCAGAAAAUAAAGUUUGGUUCAGAAGAGGCUCUAUGGGUGGUGGCAUUGGUCACAUAUCUAAAAAUCCUACUGCCGCACACAUUGCUGUAGGAGAGAAUGGAACAAAUCCUUUAAUAACCAUUUAUAAUUGGCCUUCAAUGAAAAUUGUAACCACUUUAAAGGGAGGUACAACUAAACGUUACUUCCAUUUGACCUAUAGUCCCGAUGGUUUAUUAUUAACUUCGCAAGGUGGAGAACCCGAUUACUAUAUUUCUCUUUGGAAUUGGAGAAAAUCGCAAAUUAUUUUGCAAUGUAAAUCCCAUGUUCAAGAUAUACAUAAUGUAACUUUCUCUAAAUAUAUUCCUGGCCAAUUAACAUCCUGUGGAACAGGACAUAUUAAAUUUUGGAAAGUAUCAAAAACUUUCACUGGGUUAAAGCUCAAAGGUGUAAUUGGUAAAUUCGGGAAUACAGAAAUUUCUGAUAUUAUAGCGAUUCAUCCAAUGCCAAAUGAAACAGUAGUCUCAGGAUGUGAAUGGGGUAACAUACUUCUAUGGGAUGAGAGUAUAAUUAAACUUGAAGCAUCUAGAAAAAAUAAACAACCGGCGCAUGCUGCUCAGAUAACUCAAUUUGAAUUCAUCAAUGGAGAACUCAUAUCAGUUGGAUCAGAUGGGUGGAUACGAUUUUGGUUUUAUGAAACUAUUGAAGAUGCUGACCUUCCUAGCGAUGAACAGUUACUUGAAAUACAACCAAUUUAUGAGUUUCAUAUUGCAGAGGGACAGGAGUCUCCUAAAAAAAGUGCAAUGCUCAUGAGCAUUCAGAAACAAGAGCCAGAUGAUCCAGAAAAAACGAUUUGGUAUGCCCAGGACGGACAUGGAGGAUUAUGGUUACUUGAUCUUUCCACCAGUACGAGACAUCAGGAGCAGAAAAAAAUUUUUACGUGUCAUGCUGGUCCCAUAGUGGAUAUGGAUACAGCAGAGUGGGGACCUUUUGUAGCUACACUUGAUGAGACUGGUCAAUUGCACAUUUACGAUUAUAUUGAAAAGAAAUUAAAUGUUGUGCAUACAUUUCAUGACAUUGGAACUCAAAUAGUUUGGCUUCCAUGCAAGAUUGACAAAACAGGCUUGACCUUGGUGUGUGCCUUUAAAAGUGGUGUUAUUCGAAUGAUAACAAUAGCAAUAAAAACAGCAAGUAUGGAAAGUAAUAUAAAAGGAGAUUACACAAGACUGAUUCAAGUUUUAAAACCACAUUCAAUGUCAAUUUCUGUAAUGACUUUCAAUGUUUCUUGUAGUUUACUAGUAACAGGUAGCAAAGAUGCUACAAUUUUUACGUUUAGCAUUCAUUCUACCAAUACUUAUCCUAAAAUUGUUCCUAUUGGGUAUGUGAAAGUUCCUUCAUCUGUUACUUGUAUGACAUGGCAUCCACAAGAAGAGGCAACUUUGUUAAUUGGAUGUGCGAAAGGAGAUUGCAUGGAAAUAUCAUUACCCAUCGCGCCUCAAUCAUACACAACUGCUUCUUAUGAGCUUGUCAAAUGUAAUUCUGUAGGAUUUAAGUUUGAAUCAAUCAAGUCUUCGAUAGAGAGAGAAAUAUUGAUAAACGAGUAUACAAAAGAAAAAGACAGAAGGCUUGUAGAAAAGAAGAAAAAAAUGGAAGAACUGAUGGCAGAAAAUCCUCAUGCUGUAAUUGAUGAAGAAGCAUUUCUUGAGUCGGACGAUGAAGAUAUGAUACUUCCAGAAAUUUAUAUUCCGGAAAUUCCAAACAAAAUUUUAGUGGCAGAGUAUAAUACCAGUGGGAAUAUAUGGCUAUUGAUGGCUGGUUUUGACGCGGGAUAUGUUUACGAAUAUCUACGUCCAGUGUCCAAAGAAAUGAGAAACAAUAAACCAGUUAGAAGUAGACUAAUCGAACAUGCAAAGGAUACAGAGAUUCACAAUUGUCUUUUUUACAAAAACAACAAAUAUUUAUUUUUGGGAACACAAUAUGGUGAACUGUAUGUUUGUAAAAUGAAGGAAGACGAUCCACUAGAUUUCUCAAAUUCUUGGAUUCUUCCUAUACAUGAUUACUACAAUGGACAUAUAUCUAAAAUGUUGCUGAGUUAUAAUAAGGAAAUGUUACUGACAUGUGGUCACGAUGGAAAUAUAUUUUCUUUUACAAUUAACGAUGAUCUACCUCAAGAAAGGGUAGAAAUACCAAAAGUGCAGCAUCCUUUACCUUUGCCUAAUAAUAUCGAAGACAUUGAAGAUGCUAACUAUCCUAAUUUGGAAGAGGUAAUUACUCAAAUGGAACGAAAUAAAAUGAUCGCGGCUGCAAAUAAAAAAAAGAAAGAAAUUUUACUAAUCAUAAGCGGCUUGACAGAGGAAUACGUCAAAAUCAUUGCUAGAAAUAAAAGUCUUCUGCCAUCGCAACAAAUACCCCAAUUUGUAUUGGAUCCCAGAAUUGUAGAAGACUUGGAGCAAUACUUAAAUGGGCAGAUAGCUUUAACACAGCAGAAACUAGAAUUUCAAGAGCAGAAAAGUAAACUAGAAUUACAGAAGCUUAUGAAUCACUUCAUUACACCUAUUACACAUUUACCUUUUAUGGUUUACAGUAUAUUAAAUGAAGAUCGAGCAGUGCAUUCUUUAAGAGAAUUGAAACUGAAUUUUGAUAACAUUUCGAAACACAUAGCGACGAAACAUGUUGAAGAACAGCAAAGAAUAAGCAGGAUAGUACGGGAAGAAAUAGAUGACGAAACACGAGAAACACAAGAGGAGGAAAUACAAUACUUAGAAGGUCUUUUAGCUGAAAACUACAGUGAUUUGACAACGGGAUUAGGAUUGCAAAUUAAUCAAAUGUUAUUAAAAUACAAAGAAAAGAAAAGGAAAUUAAUUCAACGACAAAAAGAAUGGCAAAAACUAUACGAUAGAAAACCAAAUUUAUCGAAAAGUCGUAUAGAGGAUGCAUCUUGUCUUGAAGAAACAAAAAGAACUAUCGGCGAAUAUAAUUUGAAGAUGAGUACAGGAUUUAAUUUAACUAUGAAAAAGGAAACUACUGCUACAAAAUACAAACAACUUUUAUAUUGUAGGAACAAGCUCCAUUCUUUGCGGGAGGAUUUCAAUGCGAAAUUAAAUGCAGUUAGAUCAGAAAAGCAAAGAUUGCAAAAAGAAGUGAUGAGAUUAAUGGAAAUUCUUAAAAGAAUUCACGCAGAAAUUCCAUUAAAAAGUAUAAAACCCUUACCACAGCUACCAAAGCUUAAUUUUGAUACUGAAUUUCCUGAGCAUAGUCUAGAGCUGGAGAGACAUAUGUCAAUGUCAGAAAAGGUGCAACAUGUAAAACGACAAAGACUGUCGAUAAGCAUGGUUCAACAAAUAGAUCCAUUUGAUUUAGAAUACGAAGUAUUAUUCUGUGAUGAUAGAACAGACCUCGGAGAAGAAAUAGAAAGCGUUUCUACUAUUCAUUCUGCUUCAAUGAAAAUAAAAGAUCAUUCACCUACUCAAACCACUUUAAAUCGUACUCGAAAUUCAAGCACUGCUCAAACUCUAUGGGAACGUGAAAUGAAACGCUCUCGAAUGUGGCGUAAAAUAUACGAGCAAGAUUGUAUUCUACGCUAUAUUAAUGAUAAUUAUGAACAUUUAGAGCGCAAAUUAGAUGAAUUAGAAGAAUAUAGACUCGAUGUUAUAUAUCAAAGCACUUACAUGAAUCUAAAUUUGUUAACACUUUACGAAGAAUUUAUUGUUCUCAAGGAAAGUGAAUCAAUGGAAUAUAAACUCGAAGAAGAAGUUAAUCAAACGACAAAUAAACGUGUCACAGUGAUGUUAAAAAUGCAAACUGCAAAUGUCAAAAUUGCGACACGAGAAGACAAAAUUCGGAAAUUGCAGACAAAGAUAAAAGAUGUUAUUGCUGAAUUUACGAAAGCUAUAACUGGAAACAAAUUUCACGAUUUUCUUCAAAAAGUAUUUAAAACAAAAUACAAAGCUGCAAGACAAACAAAUGGUUCUUUGGAUUCAGUUACACAGUCAUCAGAUACUAGUUCUGAAGAUACGGAUACUUCAGUAGAUUCUGAUACCAAACACAUUCCAUUCGAUGAAAAUAUAUGUCCACCGGGAUGUGAUAAACAGUUGUAUGAUAUGGCAUUCUCCAUGAGAGAAAAACGAUAUAUGUACGAACUUCAAAUUAAGGAGGAACAGAGAGAAAUAGAAAUAUUACAAAAAGAAUUGGACACUGAUUCAAAAAAUUUAAGAGUUAUCGAAAAUAACUUAAAAAGCAAUUUAGAAGAUCUAGAAGCUUUCAUGUUGGAAAAUCAGAGAAAAUUAAACAACAUAGACGUGACAGUUGUAUUGAGGAUUCAUCAAUUGCAACACAUAUCAGACUCUGGAACUAUUACAGCAAUUGAAGAUUCUGUCAUUUUUAAUAAAAAGGAAUUAUCAAAUUUAUAUGCCAGAGUUGGGAUAUUGCAAAGGGAAACUUGCAAUUUGGAAGAAGAACGCAAAAAAAGUGAAGCACAUCUUAAAAGAAUAAAACUGGAUUUGAAAUACAUGGAAACACAAAAUAAGAAGUUAGAAACAGAAAUUAAGGAGAAAAUGAUAGAAAAGUUUGGACAAAAAGUAUCUUUAAUCAGCCUUUUUGAAACUGUUUUACAAAGAUUGAUUUAUGAUACCAAGACUGGUGUUCGCACAAUCAUGAAAAACUUUAUUGACGAAGUUAAAAAUAUUAAACAGGACUCCAGUGAACAACUAAGGGUUUUAGCAGAUUUGAUUAGAAAUAAUACUGAAAAAGUUAAUUUGCUGACAUUGUUGGAACAAGAAAAGUUUAAGCUUAAAGAAAUUUUGAACCAAAUUCCAACUUCGGAAGAAAAUAUGUUACAAAUAGAACUUGAGCACGAAGCUAACAUAACAGCGCUUGAAAGUAUUCUACAGAGUCAAAUUCAACAGAAACGUUUACUUCAAUAUGAUGUAGAAAACCUUAAAACUGGACCAAGAAGAUCACUUUCAAUGUGUUUGAAGGAAAGUGUGCCAUAGAGACAAUUAGUUUUAGUUUCAACAAUUGAUAAAAUAAUUAUUUUAUCUAUCUCUAAUUUUAUUCUUUUAAGAUGUGCUUCGUUAUUUCUAUCUUAUUAUUUGUAAAAAUGAAAUAAAUAUUAUGAUGUUUAGCUCAACAAAUUUUUAAUG
Molecule: messenger RNA, 5722 nt
Organism: Hylaeus anthracinus
Lineage: Eukaryota; Metazoa; Arthropoda; Insecta; Hymenoptera; Colletidae
Product: cilia- and flagella-associated protein 44
Exons: 24
Coding region: 308-5572 (1754 amino acids)
Molecular function (GO): protein binding
Source: RefSeq, a predicted model, not a curated record